AUGGCCUCGGCGGCUAGCGCUGCCCGGCCCCUGGAGCGCGGCGGCGGCGGCGGCAGCAGCGGCAGCAGCAGCCAGGCCCCCGGCCGGCCGGCGGGCGGCAGCGGGCGACGCAGAAGGACCGCGGGGGUGCGCCUCGGUGCCGCCGCCGCCGCCGCCGCCGCGCUGGACCCGGACUAUCUGCACCGGCCCAGCUACUGCGACGCCGCCUUCGCUCUGCAGCAGAUUUCCAAGGGGAAGGCCACUGGCCGGAAAGCGCCGCUGUGGCUGAGAGCGAAGUUUCAGAGACUCUUAUUUAACCUGGGCUGCUACAUUCAGAGGAACUGCGGCAAGUUCCUGGUGGUGGGCCUCCUGAUCUUCGGGGCCUUCGCCGUGGGGCUGAAGGCGGCGAAUCUGGAGACCAACGUGGAGGAGCUGUGGGUGGAAGUUGGUGGACGAGUGAGUCGAGAAUUAAAUUACACUCGCCAGAAGAUUGGAGAAGAGGCAAUGUUCAAUCCUCAACUCAUGAUUCAAACUCCAAAAGAGGAAGGUGCCAACAUUCUGACGACGGAGGCACUUCAGCAGCACCUGGACUCAGCACUCCAGGCCAGCAGGGUCCAUGUAUAUAUGUACAACAGGCAAUGGAAAUUGGAACAUUUGUGUUACAAAUCUGGAGAACUUAUCACAGAGACAGGCUACAUGGAUCAGAUAAUAGAAUAUCUUUACCCUUGCCUAAUUAUUACACCUUUGGACUGCUUUUGGGAGGGUGCAAAGCUACAAUCUGGGACAGCAUAUUUACUAGGUAAGCCCCCUUUGCAGUGGACAAACUUUGACCCCUUGGAAUUCCUGGAAGAGUUAAAGAAAAUAAAUUAUCAAGUGGACAGCUGGGAAGAAAUGCUGAAUAAGGCUGAAGUUGGUCAUGGUUACAUGGACCGGCCCUGUCUCAAUCCGACUGAUCCAGACUGUCCAGCCACAGCUCCCAACAAAAACACAACCAAACCCCUUGAUAUGGCUGUUGUUUUGAAUGGUGGAUGUCAUGGAUUAUCCAGAAAGUAUAUGCACUGGCAGGAGGAACUGAUUGUGGGUGGCACUGUCAAGAACAGCGCUGGAAAGCUGGUCAGAGCCCAGGCCCUGCAAACCAUGUUUCAGCUCAUGACCCCCAAGCAGAUGUAUGAACAUUUCAAGGGCUAUGAUUCCGUCUCACACAUCAACUGGAAUGAGGACAAGGCAGCUGCCAUCCUGGAGGCGUGGCAGAGGACAUACAUGGAGGUGGUUCACCAAAGUGUCGCCCCAAACUCCACACAGAAGGUGCUGUCCUUCACCACCACAACCCUUGACGACAUCCUGGAGUCCUUCUCCGACGUCAGCGUUAUCCGCGUGGCCAGCGGCUACUUGCUGAUGCUUGCCUAUGCCUGUCUAACCAUGCUGCGCUGGGACUGCUCCAAGUCCCAGGGUGCCGUGGGGCUGGCAGGCGUCCUGUUGGUUGCACUGUCAGUGGCUGCAGGACUGGGCCUGUGCUCAUUGAUCGGGAUUUCCUUUAAUGCUGCAACAACUCAGGUCUUGCCAUUUCUUGCUCUUGGCGUUGGUGUAGAUGAUGUUUUUCUUCUGGCACAUGCAUUUAGUGAAACAGGACAGAAUAAAAGAAUCCCUUUUGAGGACAGAACCGGGGAAUGCCUCAAGCGCACAGGAGCCAGCGUAGCCCUCACAUCUAUCAGCAAUGUCACUGCCUUCUUCAUGGCUGCACUGAUCCCCAUCCCUGCACUCCGGGCCUUCUCCCUCCAGGCGGCUGUGGUUGUGGUGUUCAAUUUUGCUAUGGUUCUACUCAUUUUUCCUGCCAUUCUCAGCAUGGAUUUGUAUCGACGUGAGGACAGAAGAUUGGAUAUUUUCUGCUGUUUUACAAGCCCCUGCGUCAACAGGGUGAUUCAGGUGGAGCCUCAGGCCUACACAGAGACGCAGGAGAGCAACUGCUAUCCACCUCCACCCCCGUAUAGUAGUCACAGCUUUGCACAUGAGACACAGAUCACCAUGCAGUCAACUGUGCAGCUGCGCACCGAGUAUGACCCCCGCACGCAUGUGUACUACACCACAGCUGAGCCAUGCUCCGAGAUCUCUGUGCAGCCCGUCACCCUCACACAGGACACACUCAGCUGCCAGAGCCCCGAGAGCACUAGCUCUACUCGGGACCUUCUGUCCCAGUGCUCGGACGCCAGCCUGCACUGCCUGGAGCCGCCCUGCACCAAGUGGACUCUCUCCUCCUUCGCUGAGAAGCACUAUGCCCCUUUCCUUCUGAAACCAAAGGCCAAGGUGGUGGUGAUCUUCCUUUUUCUGGGCUUGCUGAGUGUCAGCCUUUACGGAACCACCAGAGUUCGAGAUGGGCUGGACCUCACUGAUAUCGUGCCCCGAGAGACCAGAGAGUAUGAUUUUAUUGCUGCACAAUUCAGAUACUUUUCUUUCUACAACAUGUAUAUAGUCACCCAAAAAGCUGACUACCCGAACAUCCAGCACUUGCUCUAUGAUCUUCACAAGAGCUUCAGUGAUGUGAAGUACGUCAUGCUGGAAGAAGAUAAACAGCUCCCCAAAAUGUGGCUGCACUACUUCAGAGACUGGCUGCAGGGACUUCAGGAUGCAUUUGACAGUGACUGGGAAACUGGGAAAAUUAUGCCGAACAAUUACAAAAAUGGAUCAGAUGACGGGGUCCUUGCCUACAAACUCCUGGUGCAAACUGGCAGCCGUGAUAAGCCCAUCGACACCAGUCAGUUGACGAAGCAGCGCCUGGUGGACGCAAAUGGUAUCAUUAAUCCCAGUGCUUUCUACAUCUACCUGACUGCAUGGGUCAGCAACGACCCUGUGGCCUACGCUGCCUCCCAGGCCAACAUCCGGCCUCACCGCCCAGAGUGGGUCCAUGACAAAGCUGACUACAUGCCAGAGACCAGGCUGAGAAUCCCAGCAGCAGAGCCCAUCGAGUAUGCCCAGUUCCCUUUCUACCUCAAUGGCUUGCGUGACACCUCAGACUUUGUAGAAGCGAUUGAGAAAGUCCGAACCAUCUGCAACAACUACACAAGCCUGGGGCUGUCCAGCUACCCCAAUGGCUACCCCUUCCUCUUCUGGGAACAGUACAUCGGCCUCCGCCACUGGCUUCUUCUGUCCAUCAGCGUGGUGCUGGCCUGCACAUUUCUGGUCUGUGCAGUCUUCCUCCUGAACCCCUGGACAGCUGGAAUCAUUGUGACAGUCCUGGCGCUGAUGACAGUGGAGCUCUUUGGCAUGAUGGGCCUCAUCGGAAUCAAGCUGAGUGCCGUGCCCGUUGUUAUCCUCGUUGCUUCCGUUGGCAUUGGAGUGGAAUUCACCGUGCAUGUGGCCCUGGCCUUCCUAACAGCCAUUGGUGACAAGAAUUGCAGGGCCAUGCUUGCCCUAGAGCACAUGUUUGCACCUGUCCUCGAUGGGGCCGUCUCUACUCUGCUGGGAGUGCUCAUGCUUGCUGGCUCAGAGUUUGACUUCAUUGUCAGGUAUUUCUUUGCUGUCCUCGCCAUCCUGACGAUCCUGGGUGUUCUUAAUGGACUGGUUUUACUUCCAGUCCUUUUGUCCUUCUUUGGACCAUAUCCUGAGGUGUCUCCAGCAAGUGGACUGAAUCGGCUCCCUACCCCAUCCCCAGAGCCGCCCGCCAGCAUGGUCCGGUUUGCUGUGCCCCCAGGUCAUGCCCACACAGGUUCUGAUUCCUCAGACUCUGAGUACAGCUCUCAGACCACAGUGUCAGGCAUCAGUGAAGAGCUUCGACAGCACCAGAUGCAGCAGGACACUAGGUGCCCAACCCACCAAGUGAUUGUAGAAGCCACAGAAAACCCCGUCUUUGCCCGCUCCACCGUGGUCCAUCCCGAAGGAAGGCAGCGCACGCUCCCCAACCCUGCACCUCACGCCCCCCUGGACUCAGGAGUUCCACCACCUGGACGAACAGGCCAGCAUCCCCGGAGGGAGCCCCCCCAGGAAGGCUUACGUCCUCCCCCUUACCAGCCACGAAGAGACGCUUUUGAGAUUCCUCCUGAGAGGUCUUCAGCCCCAGGCCCCCAGGGAGCCCGUUCCCACAGUACUCGGCACCCAGCAUUCACUGCCAGGGGUAGCAACAUGCCUGGCUACUGCCAGCCCAUCACCACGGUGACAGCCUCAGCAUCUGUGACAGUGGCUGUGCACCCACCCGGCCCUGUGCCUGGGUCCAGCUGGAAGCCCCGAGGGGGGCUUUGUACCAGCUACGAGGACUACCCUGAAGCUGGCCCUGGGCUUUUCGACGACCCUCAUGUGCCUUUGAAUGUACGCUGUGAGAGGAGGACUUCUAAGAUCGAAGUCAUCGAGCUGCAGGAUGUGGAGUGUGAGGAGACGGCCCGGGGCAGCAGCUCCAGCUGAGGUUGAGUAAAAUUGGAAGCAAAGAGGCCAAAGAUGGGAAGUCCCUCCCCCACCUCCUUCCAGAACUGCUUGAAGAGAAGCGUUGGGAGUUCGUGCCCAUCUGGCUGCACCAGAAGAGCAGUGUAUUGUUACUGUAACCAAUUGUAUCAUUUUGUGAGAUAUUUCUAUAAAUAUUUAAGAGGUGUACACAUCUGUAAUAUAGGAGUGAUGUAAAGUAGUGGGGCCCCUCCCUGUUUGUACAGUGGUCGAGUGCCACAACCAAGCUUAAUUUACUCGUAAAUUUCAGCAUAUGUUGCUGCUGCUUAAAUAUUGUAUAAUUUACCUGUAUAAUUCUAUGCAAAUAUUGCUUAUGUAAUAGGAUUCUUUUGUAAAGGAUUUUUUUUUUUGGUUUAAAAUAUUUUAAAUUUGCAUAUCACAACCUGUGGUAGUCUGAAAUGUUACUCUUAACUUCCAAACACGCUAUGCGUGAUAAUUUUGUGGUUUUUUUAAUGAGCAGACAUGAAGAAAGCAUGUUAAUCCCAGUGGCUUUUCUAGGUAUAGUCCCAGGCAAUUCUCCUACUUGGCUACGUGUGUAGACAUGUGUGUGACUUCCCAGUGUUACUGUAAUGUGAUUUUCAUUUUUGCUUUUGCUUUUCACUUUUGUGACCUUUGCAGGAUUGUGACCUUGUCAGGCAGGAGGAAUCUGGAUUUCUUGAUGGCUUUGUUAGAGGGCUUGCCCUCAGCAGCGCUUUCUCCUUUUGUCAGACCCCCUUCGAAUCCAGAUCAUCUCUCAGAAUCACUGCCAUCUAGUACCCACCUUUUGCCUCAGAAGAUAGUUCCUUCUCUUGGGUCUUUGUAGUGGCCAUUGGAACCUCAGGGUAUAGAUGUCUUUUUUGUUGUGUAGUGGAGAGUUCAGUCAUGCUUAGCUGUGAUGCCGAGCCAGGCUGUGAGCUGAGUGAAUACUGAGUGAAGUAGUCAACCCUCACUGUACCUUCUUCAUGACUGAUAUGCCCAGACACUCCACACUACCCCGUUCUACCACCAGGUCUCAGAGUGGGUUGGGAAUAGUUUGGAGACAAUGAUGCUGCCUUAGGUAGACAUCCUGGUUUCAUAGGUGAUGUUCUAGUCCCUUUUCUUGAAAUCUCCCUUCUUUGAAUUGCAUAAUUGGUGAGACUUUCUGGAUUUGUUUUCAAUUUCUUUAAAAAUGAAUAACGGGACUCCAGCAUGGUGAGUGGGAGCUGGAAGUUGUCCUAGAGUGAGCCCCAGAGGCCACUUCCAGCACAUGUACAUGCUUGGUGCGGUCUGCACCAUCUUGCUAAGUUAGCCUCCCUCCCUUUGUUUCUUACCUUCCCAUGUGAGCUGAUCUCAGAGCAGAGAGAGAGUUCACUGCACACUUUCAGAGGGCCAACGAGAAUGUGGAGGUAGAUCUCACAACCAGGAUUUUUUUGGUGAUAUUUUUACAUUUUGCUUCUUAAUCUUAAAACAUCUUGCUCUAAGGCUUGGACUCACUCACCUCUUGGCCAGAGACCAGCUUUCCAGGAAGCUCUUGGCAAGUAGAGUAAGCUACUGUUGAGCACAUAGGACAGCCCCAUGGAAAAUAUAUGUCACAUAGAAAAUUGUUAUGAAAAGGCUUCAGUCCCCAAAAUUUCUCACAGCACAGUGACCUCAGAACCUGUGACUCACCAGCACUGUAAGAUGCUCAUUGAAUCCAACAUGGUGUGUGUUCACAUGCCAGCCCCUGGUGUCUGCUACUGCAGGUGCCUGUCAGCCCUGCUGCUGUUCUCCACAGCAUCCAGCUCUGCUCAGAAAACAUAGGUCUGUAUUCAGGGGUGAGGUGACACAGGCUCCGAGACCACCUCUCUGUCUUGGCUCUGACUCAUUCACUCUUCUUCUGAGCUCGGAGCCUGUGGUGCUCCAUUGUUUGCUUUCAACAGGAGUCAUAGCAGCCCAGGGAGAAUUUGGGGACUUGGCAGGCAACUAAAAUCUCUUUCUUAAAUAGUUGUAUUGUGUCUGUCUUGUUUAUUUGGAUGUCUUAAUUUUUUUUUAAAUUUGUUGCUGAUAUUUAUAAUUUUGUAUCAUAAGAAUGUUUUCCUACAGUAUUUGUCAUGCCAGUUUAUAACAAAAAUGCAGGGAUUUUAUUUCUAUUGGAAACACUUUUACAACUAUGUUUUGAACAGAAGUUUUAUUUGUAUAGAGUGCUUACUAAUGUUAAAUAGUUCAGAGUAUAUAACAUUUCCAUUAAGUACUCAUGGUAGGAUUUAGUGUAGGAGUUUAAAGGAAAUCAAACUGGGUCUCAUUGUCUGCCGUAUUUGGCGGAAAUGGGUUUGUAUCAUUUCAGUUACAAAGAUAAAAGUAUGCCAUAUAAUUUAUUUAUAUGAAAAUUUAUUUUUGUAGUGUACAUAGUAGUCAUCAAGUCUUUUGACAGAAGUAUAUUUUUAAAGAAUUUAUAUGUGAUGAAUCCAUAAUGUCUGGAAUUUUGCUGAGACAUGCAUGGGGCGGCACGCUUUUCAUUGUCAAGUACAUCAAGAGAAAGAAAAUGUCUAACAGUGUUAAGAGAGUAUGAUCGAGUGAAUAUUCAUGCGAUUAUAAAAUGUCUAUUAGUUACCAUUCGUGACCUAGUGUGGUUCUUAUUUUAAAACUUGGAAAGCAGAAAUGUACAAACUCUCUGAAUAUUAAUGUUUAAACACUGAUAGAAAUUCUAACAUGAAUAAAAAAUAAUAUAA
Suncus etruscus (white-toothed pygmy shrew) is the source of this 7070-nucleotide messenger RNA. It is a transcript of the gene PTCH1, whose product is annotated as patched 1. Gene Ontology annotation, biological process: smoothened signaling pathway. Gene Ontology annotation, molecular function: hedgehog receptor activity; smoothened binding; hedgehog family protein binding. The transcript is spliced from 24 exons. The record is from RefSeq and is a predicted model, not a curated record. Bases 1 to 4368 code for a protein of 1455 amino acids. Lineage: Eukaryota; Metazoa; Chordata; Mammalia; Eulipotyphla; Soricidae. Gene Ontology annotation, cellular component: plasma membrane.